Messenger RNA from Rhagoletis pomonella (apple maggot), 2783 nucleotides. RefSeq lists its product as uncharacterized. NCBI's taxonomy places the organism in Eukaryota, Metazoa, Arthropoda, Insecta, Diptera, Tephritidae. The transcript is spliced from 2 exons. The record is from RefSeq and is a predicted model, not a curated record. Bases 712 to 2214 code for a protein of 500 amino acids.
UAAAUGCUAUGCUUGUAAGUUUUUAAGAAAUUAAUACAGCAACCCUGAUAAACAAAUUGUAUAUUAAAGGCUUGCGAUCAUGACAUGAAUAUCCGGAUGCUAGAUAUGCUGGUUCUACACAUGAUUCUUUCGUGUGGAACAAUAGUUCAUUAAAGACUUAUUUGGAGAAUGUGCAUCAAAGUGGCGAUCAUAACUCUAUUUAUUUAGGUGAUUCCGGAUACCCGCUUAGCCCUUAUUUACUAACACUGUUACUGUUUAAACCUUAAGAAUUAAUUGUUGCUCUAUUACAAUCCUACUAUAAGAAAUCCCGAAAUACGAAAUAUCUUUGUACGUUAAAUUGCAACCAUGCCUCGCACGUGUAAACGUCGUUGAUUUGGACGAACUGAUCUGUAUGUAGCCGUUCGCCAUUUCAGAGACGUACGAGGACACGGAUAAGUAAGACAUACAUAUAAUCUGCUGGUGAAUAUUACCUUAAUUAAUUUCAUUUACAGAUAUUAAAACCACUCCCAAUCAGACUUAAGAUAACGAUUGUAUAAAAUCGUAUAAAUAUACAAUUUUCAUUAAAGUGCGUUCCUAAUAUAUCCGUGUUUCUAUUUCGAACCACAUCGUUAGCCGCCACUUUGUACGUCGCUUUAACGUUGCUAUUGUGCCAGCAACAUUCUUUUAAUAUUUAUGCUGUGAUUUCUCUAAAUAUUCGCACGGCGAUUAUCUAUGAAAUCAUUGGACUUGCCACGUGGCAACCGAGAAACUUCCGAAGAAGAACAACGCUACCAUUUGCGAAGUCGGAUAGUCACAUCGAACAUUCGCGAAGUCAACAUGGCCGACGAGAAUUGUUCGAACAGUGGCGACGAAACUGACUGCACCAUUAUGCAACAAGACAGCACAUUGGCAGAUCUGCGCGAACAGAUUAAAAUGCUGCAGAAGUCGCUUGCCGCAGCGGAGCAAGAUAAGCUCUGCUUAAAGGAAAAAAUGAAUCGUCAAUCUAUCGACGUUAAUGCUGCCGAAGCUACUACCGCCAGCUUCAAAAAUGUCGAACCUACAAUACCCAGCCCUAUCGUUACUAGCCGCUCAACAGCCGUCGCCUCAAGUUGCCUUGAAACUAAUCUUAGUGCUGCCAGCGACUUAACUAGCGCUACCUCGGCCCACGAAAGGGCCAUCGUAACCUUUGCCGGCGUAAACUAUGCCAACGCCACUUCUGUCAACGCCACUGGCUUGUAUCCAGUCUAUGGUAACUAUACCACAAAUUAUUCUCCAAUGCAGUCUAGCCAGAACUUCGCAACCGCUCACCAAAGUACAGGUUUUCCGUCAAUCAACAGAAGUGCCACAACUUCAACAGUAAGUACAUCUAAUUUGCCACACGUUUAUAUGCCGAAUGUAUCAGCUGCCUCCGUGAUGAAUGGCACCCAUCCAACUUGGACCCCCGGUUGCUAUUCACAAACACAAACACGAAAAAUAUUAGAUUUGCCUGAAUUCCACGGUUCGCCCGAGGAAUGGCCUAUGUUUUCUGUCGCCUUCAAGGAAACCACCAACAUGUAUUUUUACACAAAUGUAGAAAAUUUGUUACGCUUGCAGAAGGCGUUAAAAGGUAGAGCCCGACAGCAGGUGGAAUCGUUGCUUAUCCACCCAAAUAGUGUAGAGGCUGCGAUGAAAACUCUCGAAUUUCAUUACGGCCGACCGGAGUUAUUAAUCCGCAGUCAAAUAGCAAAAGUUCGAUCGUUUCCUGCAGUAACCGGAGGACGAAUAACUGAAAUCCUCAACCUCAGUGCUAUAGUAUCUAAUUUAACAGCGUUCCUGGAAAAUUCCGGAGCCAUACCGCAUCUCAAUAAUCCGACUCUUCUUGAGGAACUUGUGUGCAAGCUGGCAGUGAACAAGAGAGAAGAAUGGUAUCGUCAUAUAUUUACUUUGCAAAUUCCUUAUCCCACUGUGCGUGAUUUCUGCAAUUGGUUGCAGCAAAUUGCUACUUACGUGUCUAUGUGCAUCGAUGUCAUGCCUCCAAAGAAUGCAGGAAAUGAACAGGUUAGCAAUAAAGUUAAAGCUUCAUCAAAGCCAGUAAUGACUGCCAUCAAUAUUGAGAAUAUGUGUGCAAUGUCUAAACAAAGCCAUCAGCUGUAUCAGUGCCACAAGUUUAAAGAUAUCGAUUAUGCUAGUCGUUGGAAUUUUGUCAAAAUAAAUCGAUUAUGCUUCUGCUGUUUGUUUGUUUUUAUCAUGCAAUAAGUUCCACAACCGAUUACUCCAUAAGGGACAUGAAGAUUCAAAGGGCAACACUGCUCUUGAGAGCACAGCCGUUGCCACAGUAAGUGGCUAUCAAACUGUGCAACAGAACUCGGCUAAACAAUAUAAACAGUGCAGUCAGACACUAUUGAAGUAUUUGCCCGUCAAACUAAAAGGUCCGAAAGGGGAGAUAAACGUUGUCGCCUUCAUUGACGAAGGAGCGAAGAUAUCACUGCUAGAGGAGAAAGUAGCUAACGCAAUCGGGUUGAAAGUCAAAACCGACAUGCUUCGUUUGAAGUGGAUCGGCAACCACACAACUAGCGAACAUUCGCGGCAAGUAUCACUUGAAAUUGCCGGCGACGUUGAAGCAGCAGAAUUUCAUCACAUGAGUGGUGUGCGCACAACGAAACAGCGGUAUCUGCCGCAGCAGACGUUGAGGUUGCGCGAGUUCACGCAACAGCAUACAGAACUGAAAGACAUUUGCAUUAGUGAUUACAACAACGCUGUGCCGCAAAUUCUUAUUGGAUUGCCGCACUCGAACUUAACGCGAACAAUUAAAGCAAUGAAUUUCC